Molecule: messenger RNA, 2124 nt
Organism: Argentina anserina (silverweed cinquefoil)
Lineage: Eukaryota; Viridiplantae; Streptophyta; Magnoliopsida; Rosales; Rosaceae
Product: protein MAIN-LIKE 2-like
Exons: 5
Coding region: 301-1851 (516 amino acids)
Biological process (GO): meristem development; meristem maintenance
Source: RefSeq, a predicted model, not a curated record
UGAUUUAAGAUAUGAACCUGAACAUUACAAUAGGCUCCACUUGAGUCAGCUGAUGCAGGCAGCCACAUAUUUUUUUAAAAAAAAAUUGAAUGCAAGCAGCAAGUAGUAGUGUAGAGUUUGAAAUGCAGAACAGGGGUUAAGAAUUUUAGGCCUAGAUCCAAAUUCAUGAAUGAGUCACAGAGCUGAACUUCAAACUCAUUUGCAGUAAUUUAGUUGCAAGUUUGCAACCCUUUAUACUGAAGUUUCAUGUUGUACAUCACAGUCAUUUGUACAAUUGAAAGGCCUAAGAUCUGAAGUUUUAUGUUUCCUUUUGCUGAUUUAGGAUUGUUCAUAUUAGUGGCACAAAUGGAAUCACAUGCAGAUCCUGGACCAAUAGAUAAUUCUUUACUUUACGAUCAAGACAAUCAUGUCAGUUCGUCUAUUUGGGAUGGACAGGAGCGUGGUGUGCUUAGAUGUCAUGAACACACUUCAAUGCUUGAACAUUGGAAACUCACACCUAAACAAAUUGAGUUGGUGGAGAAGGCCGGAUUUGGUUACUUCAGAUCUAUUCCGACAAUUAUGCUUGACAAUUCACUCAUUUCGGCCCUUGUUGAGAGGUGGCGAAGAGAAACAAAUACAUUUCAUUUGCCUGUUGGAGAAAUGACUAUGUCACUUGAAGAUGCUGCACUUAUACUUGGGCUACCAGUGGAUGGAAAUCCUGUUAUAGGCCCUACCGUGAGGACACCCAGCAUAGUGUGUGAACAGUUACUGGGAAAAGUUCCAAAGGACUUAAAUGGGGGAAUGUUGAAGCUAAAUUGGUUGAGAGAGUGCUUUUCCAAAUGUCCUGAUGAUGCAUCGGCUGAAGAGACCGCACGCCAUACACGUGCUUACCUCCUAUAUCUUGUGGGCUGUACAAUAUUUUCCACAACUACUGGGAAUAAAGUCUCUGUUUCAUUUCUCACACUAUUUGAAAGUUUUGAUGAAGCUGGAAGAUUUGCUUGGGGUGCGGCAGCAUUGGCAUUCCUCUACAGAGCUCUUGGUAACGCCUCCCUCAAGUCUCAAGGCACAAUUAGUGGCUCUUUGACACUACUGCAGUGUUGGAGUUAUUAUCACCUGAAUGUUGGCCAACCAAAGUUCAAUGAAGAGCAAAACCAGGGUCGUUUUCCAUUGGCUCUUAGGUGGAAAGGACGAUCUAGUGGAACAAGAUCAAAGACUAACAUAGUUGCCUAUCGCAAGGCCCUGGAUUCCCUUCAGUACUAUGAUGUAAGGUGGUAUCCUUACAGAGAUUUGGAAUCGACAACUAUACCGGAAGAUAUAAACAGCAGUCGGAUUUUACGGACGUCAAAAACUAUGUUGAUAUGCUUUGGUAAGGCAGAAAGGCACCUCCCUGAUCGUUGCCUUAGGCAGUUUGGCAUGCUUCAACCUAUACCGGAGCAUCCUCAGAAAUGGGAGAGGAAGAUUCCUGCUCUUGAUCAGGGAUUAGACUUUUCAAAUGAGAUGGAGGUCGAACUGAAUGGGAAAAAUGAGAAAAUACGCUCAGAGAUCAGGGAGUGGUUAGAACGUGGUUUCUAUAUCGUGGAAGACGAGGAAGGCGUGGAUGAAAGCGAGUACUUGGAGUGGUAUAAGAAAAUUACUCGUAGAUAUGUUGGGAGGCCUGAAUCUUUAGAAUCUGAGUUCCAGAGAAUGGUUAGUGCUAUGAGAGAAAUAGAAAACAUAGCUGAUUCUUUACCAAUGGCAGAGAUGGGUUCCCAAGAUGGGAAGUUGCUUGCUGAAGUCAAGAGCACAUUGCAAACAUGUUUCAAUGAUGUCGUUGGAAAUCCAAAAAGGGGUAGGACUAAGAAUGCUGUAAAACGUAAGAGGGAGGGCGGAUGAUCCACCCGACUGGAUGAAGCCCUCCAGCAAUCAGAUGAAACAUGCUCUUCGGUACCUCUGGCAAAUUCAUUUGGUUGCAAUGACGUGCUUUCAUUUUAUUGAUUUUGUUGUUAGGUUUUUAUUUAUUUAUAUAGAUUAAGCUAUAUUAGUAGAUCUUCGAACGCUGUGAAUUAUGGUAAAGUUUUGGUUGUUGCUAGAGACUUAUCGAUAGAAGUAGGAGCUAUUAAUGUUUUUGUGAAGAAAGAAAGCAAUGAACAUCAACCAAGUUCUGUG